AUGUCCAACCAGGUUUACUUUGACGUGUCCGCCGACGGCCAGCCCCUGGGCCGAAUCGAGUUCAAGCUGUACAACGACAUUGUGCCCAAGACCGCCGAGAACUUCCGAGCUCUGUGCACCGGCGAGCAGGGCUUUGGUUACGCCAACUCCAUCUUCCACCGAGUCAUCCCCCAGUUCAUGCUGCAGGGUGGAGACUUCACCCGACACAACGGAACCGGAGGCAAGUCCAUCUACGGCGCCAAGUUCCCCGACGAGAACUUUGAGGCCAAGCACACCCGACCCGGUCUCCUGUCCAUGGCCAACUCCGGCCCCAACACCAACGGCUCCCAGUUCUUCGUGACCACCGUCCCCUGCCCCUGGCUCGACGGCAAGCACGUUGUCUUCGGUGAGGUCACCAACGGUAUGGACGUUGUCAAGAAGAUCGAGUCCUUCGGCUCUUCUUCCGGCGCCACCCGAGCCAAGAUCUCCAUCGACAAGUCCGGUGAGCUCUAA
Molecule: messenger RNA, 492 nt
Organism: Yarrowia lipolytica CLIB122
Lineage: Eukaryota; Fungi; Ascomycota; Dipodascomycetes; Dipodascales
Biological process (GO): protein peptidyl-prolyl isomerization; protein folding
Molecular function (GO): peptidyl-prolyl cis-trans isomerase activity
Source: RefSeq, a predicted model, not a curated record